Messenger RNA from Sphaerodactylus townsendi, 2589 nucleotides. RefSeq lists its product as uncharacterized. The record is from RefSeq and is a predicted model, not a curated record. The coding region runs from base 928 to 1539 and encodes 203 amino acids. NCBI's taxonomy places the organism in Eukaryota, Metazoa, Chordata, Lepidosauria, Squamata, Sphaerodactylidae. The transcript is spliced from 3 exons.
GUGGCCGCGGCUGCCCGGUCGCGUGGUGGGCGCAGGGGCCGAGCGCUUCCGGCCGCCUGCCUGCGAGCAUCAUGCGGGAAGGCUUGCUGGGCUGGCCCGGAGCUGCUGCUAGGCCCGGCGGCCCGGCCUUGAGUACCAUGGAUUUGGUGACCGGGAUGGAAGUUGGAGCGGAAAUCGAAGUGGCUGAAGACGGGACCUUGGAGGAAUUGCCUCUGCACUUGGAAAACGCCAAGAACUGCCUCUCCUGGGAAACCUUGGACUUUUCGAGCAGCGACGAUGACGGAGAGGCGUACAUGACCUUCUUUCUACUCAGGAGGUUUCCCGGCCUGCACCACGCCUCGCUCAGCCAGCUUCAUCUGUACCUCCAGCAUUAAAUCGCUGGCUUGUGAGAAACGGGUCCCUCCCUUGCACCCCUGCCCCAUUCGCACAAUCGCCCCUCCUUCCCUCGUGUCGUAUCGCUCGAGCCUACCAGUGCCCUGCGCCUUCCAGGUGUUGGCGAAGAGCGGCACUACGCCCAGCACUGCAAGACCACGCUCAAGAGGAGGUCAGCCAGCGCUGGGUUGCCGUGCCCGGGCCGCCCUCUCCCCGCAGGCUGCGCCAGCCUCGAGGCGGCAACGGCUCCUUGGCGGCCGCAGCAUUUUGCUGGCACAUCAAGUGGCACCUGUGCUUGCGCAGGCAUCCGGUCUGCCGCAAGAAGGGCUGCAGGCGCCCUCUCAGGUGUGUCCUAUGUUUACAAGCCUCGCCAGCUGGCAACCAGCUGGGGCAAGGACAGCUCAGCCCUUCCGCCACCCAGGAGAACGCUGAAAGCUAAGAGCAUCCAGGUGCCUGUACAGAGUAAGCGGAAGGGGGCCCCGCAGCCGGUGUUGCGUCUCGCCGAGGCCUUCGGGUAAGGAGGAGCUGCUGAUUCCCGCCUAUCCGGAAAAUUCCAUGACCAUCUUGGACAGCGAGGUUGGGGUCAGCAUUCUGCAUCCGUGGCAGAAGAAGCAGGAGGCCAUCUUGGAAGGACAGGUCGCCGAAGGGCUCUUCCAGCCCGCCAUAAUCAACGCCGAAAACCAGAUCAUCAUCUUGGGCAACGAGGAGGCUGAGGUCAGGCCUGUUGGGCAGGAACACCACUACGCGGAGUUACAGACCGCCCUGUUCGAAAACCAGACGAACGUCCCGAGGCCCGUGUUUUUCAGAGCCGAGGAGCAAGCUGCUAUACUGGACACUCAGGUCAACGUGGGCGCUCUUCAGUUGGGAGGGGGCAAGGAGCAGGCGGCCCUCACGUCAGGGUGGGUGGGCACGAACCCUUGCACCCUUUACAGGACUGUGCUCCUGCAGGCGGACGAGCAGGCCGCCAUCUUGGACGGCCAAGUGGAGGCCAACCCGCUCCAGCAGGUGAUCAUUAAGACGUCGGAGGUCUCGCCCACUUUGUUUGUGGACGCGGAACCACACUUCUCCUCUCUGGACUCGGCGACCCUCCAGUUCGUCCCCGUGCAUUCCGAGCCCCAGUUUGUCACCAUCCCCUACGGGAACUCCCUGCCUACGGACCACACCUAGAUUCGAUACAGCAUGCACCGGGAAUCUCCAGCCACGCACUUUCCAGUUCCUGCGCUACUGCCGAAAGGCACCAGCAAAAUAAGCAGUUGUCCCCUACCGACACCUCCUGCCCUUCGCCCAAAGGUUCCUUUGCAGGGUUCGCUUUGUCCCCAGCCUCGGUUAUCCGAGGUCUUGGACCUGGAGCACGACACUGAGGGGUAUUCCGGUAGCCUCCGAGCCGUGGGAAGCCAGUGUCGGGACCGGACAGGAGGCCUACACUACCGAGGAGGCCGGCGAGGAUAACUUCAUCAUCAUGGAGGUAGAGGCAGAGUCUUGCAACCAAUCCCUUGCUGUGGUUCCUACCAGGAUAACCUCCUCGCCCGGCCGACCCCAUCGCCCGGGGCUCUCAGCCAGAACCACAUCCGCGCCUAAGUGCCUGACUGCGGCGCACUACAGCCGACUGUCGUGAAGCUCCGCUUCCCCACCAGAAGGGGCCAAGCGCCCAGCGAGCCUGUGCGACGCGCUCUUCCUUCCGGGCUCAAGCCAUCUCCUGCGCACCAGCUGCUGCACCUGAGGGAAGCUCAGUCUGGCGCCCACUCAUGGAAAUCCCUCAGCGACACCAAGGCCUGGCCAGGCACUGCACCUGCAACUCCUCGCCCGUCCGCUUCGCUGCCACUGCGGCAUCACUUCCAGCUGCCUGUCCCACCUCUGGCACCAGGUGAAGAGUUUGCAUGCCCAGCCUGCGAAGUUUUCUACACCCUGUCGGGCCUCUCCUCAGGCUGGAUGUAAGGGACUCCUCAGACGGAAGAGGGAGGCGUGGCGCUUCACUGAAGGAACAAUGUGGAGCUUCACUGGAAGUUUGAAGGAGAGCUGUGGUUUCUCCGCCAGGUCUGGUUCGGAGGAGGAGAGACCUCGAGGGCGUUUGUUUUUUUUCCUUUGAAGGAACGUUCGGCAAAAAUCCUUUGCUCGUUUUGGAUGCUAAAUCGGUUUCUCUUGGGAUAUAUGUCUUCAGUUUUUGUUAUUUUGGCAGUGUAAUUAUGUUGGAUGGUAAUUAAACGACACGGACCCAGA